CGGGGCGGUGAGGAGGCAAUCCUGCAGACCACAGCGGGCCAGGGCCGGACUUUCAGAGUAGUCCCGCCCUUCUCAAAGCUCCAAGCUCCGCCAGUAUUCCGCCCAUUGAUUCAGGAGCCGUUUGGGACCGCUAUGAUCAAAUAAGCAGGGAAGGCGUGCGGGAGACGAUUGUAUCCGGGCGGGGCUCUCGGUUAUAGCGCUUGUGUUGAUGCGCCUUCCGAGCGGGUAGUAACCGGGCGCCGGAGCGAAGAGAGCGGGAGCGGAACCGGCAUCUCCACCGGCGGGAGGGUGUUGCUUAAAAACAAGAGUGCAGAGGUGAGACAUUUAAAAGGGACAUCAGGGACAGCUUCUUUGUGCAAGAGUGAGAUCGGUGUUCCUGCUUCCCUCUGCUACCAUGACAGAAGAUUAACCGUCGUCUUCCAGCGAAAGCAGGUCCAGUUCCCUCGAUUUGGUCUGCUGCGAUAUCAUGCCGUCCUUUCUCCUCGAUGAAGAUGAUCAGGACUCCUCCAGCCUGGCUCUGAACGCUGGGCUGCCAUUCAAAAAUGCCGGAGUUGGGAAAAGGAACGUCAGAAUGAAGAAGAAAAAGAAAGGAGCGAUUACAGCCAACUUCUCUGGCACCAAGUAUCAAAUUGUGCGUUUGGCGAUACUGGAGGCUGGAUUCACGCGAGCGCGGGAGGAGGACGACACCGCCAACCUGAUCUGGAACGAUGCAGCCGUUCAGCAGGAGCGGAUCGCGGAUCUGAGGAACUAUCAGAGGAUUAAUCACUUCCCAGGAAUGGGGGAGAUCUGUCGUAAGGACUGUUUGGCAAGGAACAUGGCUAAAAUGAUUAAGAGCCAGUCUCAGGAAUACUGCUUCACUCCGAGGACGUGGAUCUUCCCUGCGGAGUACACUCAGUUCCAGAACUGCAUCCAGGAGCUACGGAAGAAGCGCAGGCAGAAGACGUUCAUCGUCAAGCCAGCCAACGGCGCGAUGGGUCAUGGAAUCUCGUUGAUAAGGAACGGGGAUAAACUACAGGCCCAUGAGCACUUGAUUGUGCAAGAGUACCUGGACAAGCCAUUCCUUCUGGAAGGUUACAAGUUUGACCUCCGCAUCUACAUCCUGGUGACCUCUUGCGACCCCUUGCGGAUAUUUUUGUACAACGAUGGGUUGGUACGAAUGGGCACGGAGAAGUACCACACACCCACUGAUGCCAACCUGAGCCAGUUGUUCAUGCACUUGACCAACUAUUCCGUCAACAAGCACAAUGAGAACUUUGGCCGGGCGGAGCAGGCCGACCAAGGCAGCAAGAGGUCCAUCAGGUGGUUCACCGAAUUCCUCCGAGACAAUGACUACGACGUGGCGAAGUUCUGGAAUGACGUCUCUGAGCUGGUGGUGAAGACCCUGAUAGUAGCAGAGCCCCACGUUCUGCAUGCCUAUCGGAUGUGUCGGCCUGGACAACACCCUGGCAGUAGCAGUGUUUGCUUCGAGGUGCUCGGCUUCGAUAUCAUCUUGGACCGGAAGCUGAAACCGUGGCUCCUGGAGAUUAACCGAGCUCCGAGCUUUGGAACAGACCAGAAGAUAGACUAUGAUGUGAAGAAGGGGGUUCUGGUCCACGCCUUGAAGCUGUUGAAUGUGCGCACCAGUGACCGCAGGAAGAACCUCGUUCAGCAGAAGGCAGAGGCCCAGAGACGGCUCUAUGGCCAGGGGGCAGGAAAGCGCCUGUCACCUUCCUCAUCCGAGUGGGAGAAGCAGAGACACUCACUCCAGAGGAGGAGAGAAGAGCUGAAGGAAAGACUUUCUCAAGUCCGCAAGCAGAUCUUACGGGAGGAGCAUGAAAAUCAGAACCUGGGGAAUUACAGGAGGAUCUACCCGCCCGAUGACAAGCAGCUGCUGGAGAAAUAUGAGAGGCUGCUCUGCAUUGCCUUCCAGACCUUCCUGGCGAGUAGAGCCACGUCUCUGCAGAAGGAGCUCAGCAACCCACUGAACCACAUGAAGGAAGAAGAUAUUUUGGACCUGCUGGAGCAAUGCGAGGAGGACGAUGAAAAGCUGCUGGGGAAAUCUCCUCGACAGCGGGGACCCAAGCCACUGUUCUCAAUGCCUGAGACCAUAGAGCCCACCUCAAGAAAGCACAAGGAUGACAGCAGCUCCAGUGGCAAUAGCAGCUGCUCUUCCGACUCCGAGGAUGGGGGCUUGGCAGAGAAGAAGGUCGGCGACUACGGAUCAGAAAGGAAGUUCAACUUAGAGCAAUUCAGGGAGAACAGAAUGACCACACGAGAGGACACACAAGUCUGGUCUGAGGGCAAACUGCAGCACAACAGUGGAAGUGAGCCAGAGGAGAAAGCCCAAGUCCAUCGUGUUCAACGUUGGUGCCAGCGAAGUAGGGCACAAAGGAAUCCACCGGCAUCGAGGAAAAAACCAUCCCCUUCAAUGUCACCAACUGCAUCCGUGCCAAUUCGACGUUCUACCUCCUGCCCUCGUUCCAUCGCGUCUCUGGCAAUGCAACCGCAGCCACCAGCAGCAGAGCCGCGAACGACCUCCGCCAAGCCCGUGAUGCCCUUGUCCAGGCUGGCCUCAGGUGUUCGGUCGCAGUCUUUGAACCGCAGCACCGUCACCCAGCAAAUCCCGCACAGUACCAGCCUGGGAACCAUCCACUCAGCACCGCGUGUGUCCUUUGUGAAUUUUAGAACAAAGGAACAGGAUGAAGAAUUGACCAAAGAAACACAGGUUGCACUCAACGAGAUGAGAAUCAAGUUCCCCGGGAAAUCGAAUGAAGAAGCUGAGGCUUUAAUGGAUGAGAUUCUGGACAAUUGGAAGUAUCACAAACCAAAGGUGGCUUCCUAUUGGUUGGUGAAACUGGACUCCACAAAGCAGCGCAAGGUGCUGGACAUUGUGCGGACCAAUGUUCGGGCUAUGCUGCAGAGAGUGUGGAAGGUGCAGGACGUGGAAACACUCCGACUCUACCGGAUCUUCAACCGCGUCUUCACCCGCUUGCUCUGGAGCCAUGGACAGGGCUUGUGGAAUUGUUUCUCCAACUCCGGACGGAGUUCUUGGGAAACGACGUUCAACAGGAAUGUGGAAGGCAUCACACCCCAGGAGCUGCAAUGCUGCCAGCGCUUGGUGCACCUCUGCAAGGGCUGCCUGCUCCUGGUUUACCGAUAUGCCACUGACUUCAAGGGCUCCCUGCCAGGAUUCGUGCAUGAAUGGGAGGAGCACAGGUCCCUGCCUCCCUCAGGAGUCCAACUGACCAUGAAGACCUUGCCGAUGACCUUCAGCCGUGGCCCAGCAGUCUUGCCCCGCUCCCGGAGCCUCCACACCGGAAGACUUGGCCAACAUUGACCCACCCGUAGCCAGGGUUCCUGCUUUCCUCUCACGGCGCGGAGGGGAAGCUCGGACGUCCUGGACAAGGAACUUCCCUCAGCCUGGAGGGUCCAUGGGUGGGCGAGAGGACUCCCAUCUACCACGCACAGUGAACACCCCCUCAGCCUCUCUCACCCGCUAUCUCAAACAGACUCGGGUGGUGGGCAUUGGAAUCUCAGCUUCGCUUUCAACCUGGAGUCACCUCUGGGACCUACUCUUCUUCCCUCCACCGCUCCCCCACAUCUCUGACCCUGACUGUGACAGGGAACGUGGGGGCCAGGAACGGUGAAUCAUGUGUCUUAGCUUAAAAGAAAAUCCAUAGCAAGAUAGCAAGAGAAUGUGACUUUAAAAUCCGUGCUGCUAAUUGUUACAUUAGAGUUACGCCUGCUUCGUUGGAGCUGCACUCGGUUUACCUGCAGAUAACGUUUACAUUCCUGUUAAUGCUGAGGCAACAGCCCUCUGCUUUCCUGUCUGGAUGUCAUUUGCAAAGCCAGCAUUUAUUACCAUCCCAGAAGUAUGGUGGGUCUGCAGUCCCCUACAGAUGGGGGGGGGGGGGGAGGCAGUCUUUUCUCAACCAAUAUCUGACUGGAUGACUUCUCCAACUUCCACUGAUUUUCCUGCCUCCCUCUUUCUCUCUCUUUCCAUUCCCAUCUUGGUUACCCUUUCACCUGCUCAUCACCUCCCUCUGAUUGCCCCUUUCUCCAAUAGUCCUCCUGUCCUCUCCUAUCAGAUUCCUUCUUCUUCAGCCCUUUGCCUUUUCCACCUAUCUUCUCCCAGCUUCGUACUUCACUGCCUUCUUCCCCUCCCUCUCCACCUUCUUACUCUGGCUUCUUCCCCCACCCUUUCUAGUCCUGAAGAAUGGCCUCAGCCCAAAAUGUCAACCGAUUAUUGCUGUCCGUAGAUGCUGCCUGACCUGCUGAGUUCCUCCAGUAUUUUAUGUUUAGUUCCAGAUUUGUUGACUGAAUUUAAGUUCCAUAGCAGCUGUGGUGGGACUUGAACUCACGGUGAUCAAGACAUUUGGAUUGCUGUUCCGGUCACUGAACACUGCAUCUCCACCCUACCAGAUGCUCCAGUUUGAAGGUGCUGUUAUGUAGAGCAGCAGGAGUGGUAGAUGUGGUUUAAUUCAGAAUCAGGAUUACUGUCAUUGACAUGUAGUGAAAUUUGUUGUUUUGUGGCAGCAGUACAAUGCAAAACAUUAAAUAAUUGUAUGAUAAAUUACAAUAAGAAAUGGAAAAAAAAAUAGUGCAAAAGGAGAGCAAAAUAGUGAGAUAGAGUUCUGGGAUCAACUGGGUGCAGGUAGGUGAGACUAGGCAGAAUAUCAGGCAUUUAUGGAUUAGAUGGGUUGAACAUAAACAUGAGAGAUUUUGCAUGUGGGACUUCAAAGCAACACAAUAGAAAAUGCUGCAGGAACUCAGCAGGCAAGGCAGUACCUAUGGAUAUGAAUAAACAGUCAAUGUUUCAGGCCGAGGCUGUUUAUUCUUGUCUGUAGAUGCUGCCUGUCUUGCUGAGUUCCUCCAGUAUUUUGUGUGUGUUGCUUCAGGUGGGCUGAAGGCCCUGUUUCUGUUCUGCAGUACUCUACGAUUCCAUGACUCUAUAACAUAGCACAAUCCUCACUGAUCUGAAUUGAGGCUAAUGACUCAUUUCACUGCAUGCUCCAUUGUACAUGUGACAAAUAAAGCUAAUACUUAGAUCUUUAAAUCUUCUCCAGUUUUACGCUCAUCAUUCCAAAAUGUGUGUGACCCAUAUGACUGGCAUGUCUGAGGUGCCCAAGGCCGAUCUCACUCCAGUCCAUUAAAACAAAUGGAGACUGCAGGGAAUAUUCUGUGGGUCUGCUGGCAUCUGUGGAGAGAGAAGUAGAGAUGGCAUUUUAGGUCAAAGUAUCAGAGGAGCCAACAUGGCACCAGUCCAUUCAGCUCAACUUAUCCAUGCCUCCCAAGAUGUUGACCUAAGGUCGUCCCCUCUGACUGCAUUUGACAUAGCGUGAUCCACCUUGUAACCUAAAUCUGUCUUUAUGACUUGGAGGUGAAAUGCCCAGUGGUUAAGACUCCACAUCCUUCUCCAAAGCAUCUGCAUCUGUCCUACUGAUGGGAUGCUUCGAACUGCACAUGAAAGCAGAGGAGGCUAUUCGGCCCAUCAGACUUCUGCAGUAACAUAUGGGAUUCUCUGUGGCAUCUCCUUGCACUGUCCGAGGCCAGAUGCCACCACCAAUUUUAUCACUGCGAUCCACCAGAUUUUCGUUUUCCCUUAAUUGAGCACCAUAUCCCAGUGCAGGUGAUUUGGCCCACGAUGUCGUACCGACCUUUUAAUCUGCUCCAUGAUCAAUCUAACACGUCUCCCCAGCAGACAAUAGACCUCCAUAUUUCUUUCAUCCAUGUGCCUAUCUAUGAGUCUCCUAAAUGCCUCCAAUGUACUUGCCUCUACCAGCACUCCCAGUAGUGUGUUCCACCCACCCACCACUCUCUGUGCAAAAAGAGCUUACCUCUGACAUCUCUGCUGUACUUUCCUCCAAACACCUUAAAAUGAUGCCCCCUUGUAUUACCACCAUGGGAAAAAAGUCUCCAGCUGUCCACUCUAUCUAUGCCUCUUAACAUCUUGUACACCUGUAUUAAUUCACCUCUCAUCCUUUGCUCCGAAGGAUCAGGUUUAGUAUCACUGACAUAUGUUGUGAAAUUUGUUGUUUUGUGGCAGCAGUACAGUGUAAUACAUAAUAUAUACUAUAAAUUAGAAUAAGAAAUAUAUUUUUAAAAUUAAAUUGAACAAUAUUAAAAUUAAUAAUUAUCAAUAAUAAUAAAAUUAAAGCCCUAGCGCGCUCAACCUAUCCUCAUAAGACAUGAUCUCCAAUCCAGGCAGCACUUGGUAAGCCUUCUCCGCACCCUCUCUAAAGAUUCCACAUCCUUCCUAUAAUGAGGUGACUAGAACUGAGCUCAGUACUCAAUGUAUGUUCUAACCAGGGUUUUAUAGAGCUGCAACAUGACCUUGUGAUUCAAACCAAUAUCAGCUGAUUAAGAUACCACACCUGGACAGUGAUAUAUUGUUCUGACCACUUUACUGGUUGCAUAUGGAAGAAGGAUGGUCUUUGAAAUAGCUGGGGGGGGGGAAGAGUUCCCCACACAACAGACUUUGGCUGGAAAACUCUCAGAUUGGAACUGACGGGGGUGCUGGACAACAACUAUCAGUACUAUGUGGAAGUGUUACGCACAUAUCUAUAGGGUGCUUAAGACUUUUGCACAGUAGAGUAUUUGUAAAUGUGGACUGGAGAGCGACUUUGUAAAUCUGGCAGAAGCAAAGGAUGUUGAGAAUGGUGAGGGUGGAGUGCCAUGGGAGGGAUGUGUGUCAGGUGGCAGAGAAGGAGUGCCAGGGGUGGGGGUUGGCAUGGCCACUCAUCCCUGAGACACCAAGCAGGGUAAUUUGAUUUCAAAGAAAUGGGUUAUUGAUCAUUACAGAAUGUCUCUUUGGAGUUUCCCUCUUCUUUCUCCUUUUCCAAACCAUGAUUCCCCUCUCCCUGUCCCCUUCCCACUCUCAGUCCACAAUAUAAACGCAUAUCAGAAUCAGAAAUAUCAUCACUCACAUAUAUCAUAAAAUUUGUUUCUUUUGUGGCAGGAGUACGAUGCAAUACAUGAAAUUACUGCAGUGCUGUACAAAAGUCUUAGGCACCCGUAGCUAUGUAUAUGUGCCUAAAACUUUCUCACGUGUGUGUGUGUGUGUGUGUAUUAAACAAGUAGUGCAAAAAGACGAAAAAAUACUGAGGCCCUCCUCUUGAUGAGGAGGAAAUGCAACAUCUCUCCAUAUCAGCACAGAUAAACCUCGAAGACAUGGGUUUAGAGUUAAGAUUUAGAGGGGAUGUGUCGGGGACCUUCCUCACCCAGAGCGUAGUGAGUAGAGUACCUGGAGGAGUGGUGAAGCAGAGGUACUGACAUUGUUUAACAAGUGUCCAGAUGAGCACUUAAUCAGCCAAGGUACAGCAGGCUAUGAGCUGAAUGCUGAAAAAUGGGUCAGGGUGGUGUAGCAGUUAGUGUAAUGCUAUUACAGCACCAAUGACCUGGGUUCAAUUCCCACCGCUGCCUGUAGGGAGUUUGUAUCUUCCCCGAGACCGUGUGGGUUUCCUUCCACACUACAAAGGUGUACGGAAAGGCUCCCACCACCGUCUGCCUGAGACGGCGUGAGUUUCCGAGUGCUUUGGUUCCCGCUCACACACAAAGGUGUACGUGUUAGUAGGUUAAUUGGUCACUUGGGUGGUGUGGGCUCGUUGGGCCGGAAGGGCCUGUCACUGUGCUGUACAUCUAAAUUAAAAAAAAUGGAUUCCACAGGUCAGCAUCAAUAACAUGAGCCGAAUGGUCUGCUUCCAUGCUCUACGCCUGUACGAUGCUAUGAAGCCUAUAGACCAGAGUUUGCAACUUUAGACACACAGUGCUCUGAACGUUUCCUCUUUUGGUCUGUGCUUGCCUUCCAUACUUUUCCAGUAGGUGUCAGAUUUUCCCUUCGGAUAAGAUUCUGCAAGAACCAUGAUGAUUAAGAGCUCCGUCUCACACUGAGAGCUGCUUAGUAUUGUCCGAUAUUAUGAUACAAAAUCAAUACAGCUCUAACGUAGUUGUGUUCCCAUGUGAAGGGUGAGGGGAGUGAGUGCAUCAUGUCAGUGCUAUCUGAUUCUAUCUCUAACCAGUUCUCUUGUGAAACCUUUCCUGUUUAUCAUUCUUUCCUCUUGUUCUCCUUCAAGCAUCUCCUUUAUACCUUAACUUUAAAAUACACUUCCUUCUAAAUAAUCAAACACAUGCAUCUUAUGAAAGAUUAAAGCCUAACUUUUAUUUAAGGGAUACAGUGCGGAACAGGCCUUUCUGGCUGAUCGAGCUACACUGCCUAGCAGCCUACCUAUUUAACCCCAGCCUAAUCAUGGGACAAUUUACAAUGACCAGUUAACCUACUAACCAGUACGUCUUUGGACGGUGGGAGAAAACCGGAGCUCUCGGUGAAAACUCGCGGGGUUCAUGGGGAGAACGUACAAACUCCUCACGGGCGCCACCAGAAUUGAACCCUUAACUCUGAACACUAACUGCUAUGCUACCGUGGAUUUUUCAUUGUUAUUUAAAACUUGUGUACUGCAAGUGGUAUGUUAUCAUUGACCUUAAAUACACGAGAAACACCUCUCCCUCGAAGCUGUGCGUUUGCACGGUCGCGCGGUAACAAACGCUCCCGCGCGCGUAGCCUUUGUUGCUGCGCUUCGGAAUUUUCUUUUAUACGAUGUUACUAUGAAAGUGCUUUGCAGUUUUCGGGCUGUGUAAAGAUCCCCUGCUCAGAGCAAUGGUUGGUCUGUGCAGCUGUAAAACAAAUUAGAUGGAACGUUGAACAGAAGGGAUAGUUUAGCUCGAGGUUAGGUUUCAUAAACCCUGAAGGUUUGAGUUAUGUUCUGUUUUAGUGAACUGAACUAACAACAAUAAAUAGCAAAUUCCCUGUAGUGUAUGGCCGGUGACGCUGGCGAUGUAUGUUAUGUACAUGACUGAUGAUCUCCGUUCCUGUGAUUGGCAUCUGGAGGGUUGCCUCCUUCGGUGCUGUGGGAAGAGAGGGCAAGUCACAUUUCGGUCCACGACCUCCUCUUUUGCCACAAUGAGGCCUCACUCAAGUUGGAGGAGCAACACCUCAUAUUCUGUCUGGUCAGCCUUUAGCCUGAUGGCAUGAACAUCGAUUUCUCCUUCCAGUAAUUUUUUUCCCUUCUCCCUUCCCUCUUCUAUUUGCCUGCAGGUCACAUUGGUGUAAUUGGGAGGCAGGGUCCUAUUAUCGUGCUGUGUCUCUAAAUAAAGAGAAAUAAAAUGGAAGUAAAUUAUGGAAGUUGCUGUCGACCGGUCAGGCGUGAUAGUAGGGUCGAACUUGAGUUUUUUUGCCUUGAAUUGGCCUGCUGCCAUAAAACAACAAAUUUCACAACAUACAGUAUUGUGCAAAAGUCUUGGGCCCAUGUACAUAGCUAGAGUGCCUAAGACUUUUGCACAGCGAUGUAUUUGUCAAUGUGGAGUGGAGAGCAAAUUUGUAAAUCUGGUGAGAACAAACGAUGUCGGGAAUGGUGAGGGUGGAGCAUCGCGGGAGAGGUGGCAGGGAAGGAGAGCUGGGGUGAGAGGUAGUGCUGGUGCAGUCGCACCCAGCCCUGAGGUACCAGAAAAGAUCAUCUGAUUCCAAACAAUUGAUUUAUCGAUCAUCACAGAGUGUCUCUGUCAUGUUCCAUGCUCCCUUCCCUCUCCCUUCCCCCUUUCCCCAACCAUGAUUACCCUCUCCCUGCCCCCUACUCACUCUCAGUCCACAAUGGAGAACCAUUUCAGAAUCAGGUUUAUUGUCACUCACAUAUGUCAUGAAAUUUGUUUUUUUUUGUGUGGCAGCAGUAUAGUGCAAUACAUAAAAUGAUAGAGUACUGUGCAAAAGUUGUAGGAUCCAUGUCCAUAUGUUUUGCUGGAAAUAAACCUGAUUCUGAUUACUGAGUCUUCAAGGCUUUGGCCCUGCCUGGGUUCUGGGGAAGUAAACUCAGGAGAGGUUUAUUUGUUUACACUUCUGGGUGGACUGGCCACACAAUUUCAAAAGUCUGCUCGAAAGGAUGUAAGAAAAUGGAGGGUUACGGCAGUGUAGGAGAGAAGGGUAAGAUUAACCUUGGAGUAGAUUAUUAUCGGCCAGCACAACAUUGUGGGCCAAAGGGCUGGCAGAGUGCUGUAAUGUCCCAUGUUUUAUGUUCAGAUUAGGCUUUAGUCACAUCUCCUCAGCUGACCACUACCAGAGGACAUGUGUUUAAGGUGAGUGGAGGAACGUUUGGGGGAGGAUAUCAGAGGUUAUUUUUUAAACACGCAGUGUCAUGCACUGAUGGGGGUCGUGGUAAAGGCAGAUACAUUAGAGACGCCAAAGAGAUUCGUAGAUAGGCAUAUGGAUGAAAGAAAAAUGGAGCGCUUAGGUUAGAUUGUUCUUGGAGUAAGUCAGCUCUGGUACUAUACGCACUUGACCCACACCAGCUUCUGGGGUUUAGGAGCUCCAGUUCUCCAGAAUAUGGAUUACCGGUGUAGCCCCUUUAAAAAUUUUGGGCCUCUAUGCAAAUUGGCGGCCAUGUUUUGGUGCUAUGCCAGGAGUUUAAUAUUUAAAGUGCACUUGACCUCUGGUUUGUUGCUCAGUUGGCAGCUCGGCUCUAGUUCAGUUUGUGACUGCAUUUUUGGAUUUCUGUCUCAUUUGGAUUCUCGCCUAGCACCUAGUAAAGAACCCUCCUCUCACCUCAAUCUCAAAAUCAUGUCUCAAGUCUAGCCUUGGAUGCACCUGGACUAGGGUCCUUCCCAUCCUCGCCUAGCCAUCUCGUCACAAGUACAACAUCAUGGUCCGAAGGGCCUGUAAUAUGCUGUGCUGUACUGUUCUAUGUUUGGACGAGGCUGGGUUUGAUUCACCAUAUAUAUUGCUUAAUUUCAUGUCAAAUUGAUGGUCUUGUGCAUAAGUAUGGCAUGGUACAGUUACACUACAAAACCAGCAGCAGCAUUCCAAGCAUGUUAAUUCUGACAAUAACACAAAGAGUGUAAUUUUAAGGUGAUUGGAGUGAAGUAUGGGGGAUGUCAGUGGUAGGUUUUUACAGAGUUGUGAAGAUGUAGAACCCUCUGCCAGGGCUGGUGUUAGAGGCUUGUGUUAGAUACACAAGGGGCUUUCAGAAGAUUCUUGAGAGACAUAGGCAGAUGGAUGUAAGAAAAAAUGGAAGUCUAUGGUCUGUGUGCAAAGUAAAAGUUAGAUUGAUCUUAGAGAAGGUUUACAUAGGUCAGCACAACAUUGUAGAUCGAUGGGCCUGUACUGUGCUGAACUCUUCUAUAUUCUAGUUUCAGACUAGACUUUAGUCGCCUGUCCUAACAUCUCCUUAUCUGAUCGUACUGCUAUGACAAUAGGACAUCAAAAGGGGUCUUAGACACAUGAAUGUAAGUUCUGAUGAAGGGUCUUGGCCCAAAACAUUGACUGUUGAUUCAUAUCCAUAGAUGCUGCCUGACCUGCUCAGUUCCUCCUGCAUUUUGUGUGUAUUGCUCUAGGCUUAUGUGGGCUGGUAUGACGUUGUAGGCCAAAGGGCCCGAACGAUGCUGUACUAUUCUGUGAAAGUGGAGAGGUACGUGGUUUAGAGGGAUACAUGCCAAAAGUACUGGAAAGUGGGAUUAGCUCGAAUGUACAUCUUGACUGAUAUGGAUAUAAAGGGCCAAAAGACCUGUUCCGAGCUGUAGUCCACUAUGGCUCUAAAUACAAAAUACACUCAGUGGCCAUUUUAUUAGGUAUACCUGUACGUUAAUGCAAAUAUCUAAUCACCCAAUCAUGUGGAAGCGACUCAGUACAUAAAAGCAUGCAGACAUAGUCAAGAGUGUCAGUUGUUGCUCAGGCUAAACAUCAAAAUGGGGAGGAAAUGGGCUAAGUGACUUUGAUCAUGGAAAAAUGGUUGGUGCCAGAUGGGGUGGUUUAAGUAUCUCAUAAGUUGCUGCUCUCUUGAGAUUUUCAGGCACAGCAGUCUCUAUAGCAGGGGUUCCCAAACUUUUUAAUGCCAUAGACCCCUACCAUUAACUGAGGGGUUUGUGGACCUCAGACUGGAAAACCUUGUUCUUGAGUUUACAAGAAAGCUGCGAUUAGCAAAAAUCAUUCAGUGAGCGGCUGUUCUAUGGGUGAGAAUGUCUUGUUAAUGAGAGAGGUUGGAGGAGAAUGGCCAGACUGGUUCAAGGUGACAGUAAUUCAAAUAACCACAUGUUACAACAGUAGUGUGAAGAAGAGCAUCUCUCAAUGCACAACACUUUGAAUCUUGAAGUGGAUAGGCCACACUGGGUUCCAUUCCUGUACCUAAUAAAGUGGCCACAACAUAAUGGGUGAAGGCCUGUCUGGUGCUGUACUGUUCUGUAUAGGUGACAGGAGUUUAGAGGGAUGUGGGCCAUCUGCUGGGAAAUGAGGUGAGCUGCAAGGUACUUUUAGGCUGGCAUGGACACUGAUGGGCUGAAAGGUCUUUUUCUGUGUUGGAGAACUUUAUGAGUCUUUGAUGGCUCUGGGCCUGUACUCACAGGAGUUUAGAAGAAUGAAGAGGAUCUCAUUAAAAUCUAUCGAAUAUUGAAAGUCCUCAGUAGAGUGGAUAUGGAGGGGAUGUUUCCUAUAGUGGGGGAUCUAGGACCAGAGGGCACAGCCUCCGAACAGAGGGAUGCCCAUUUAGAAUGGAGAUGAGGAGAGUUUCUUUAGCCAGAGGGUGGUGAAUCUGUGGAAUUCAUUGCCAUAGAGGGCUCUGGAGGCCAAAUCAUUGGGUAUAUUGAAAGUGGAGCUUGAUAGGUUCUUGAUUAGUCAGGGUGUCAAAGGUUACAGGGAGAAGGCAGGAGAAUGGGGUUGAGAGGGAUGAUAAAUCAGCCAGGAUGGAAUGGCAGAGCUAAAUCAAUGGUCUGAAUGGCCUGAUUCUGCUCCUAGGUCUUAUUGUCAUAAAUAUGAAAUAUCUGCUCUGUAUUUGGUGCAGUAAGGAAUAAUUUGAGCAGUUAUAGAGUCAUUUUAACAUGGACCGAUAGCUGAUCCAUGUGUAGCUGAGGAUUUGAAGGUAAUAAAAGCAACAUUAUAUUUAAUAAGGAAAAGCACAUUACUGUGGCCUUUGAGCUCUGCAGGAGCACCCGAUGAAUUCCAGGCCAGCUAUGGGUGUUUGUCUUUAUGGGCCACUUUUUGUAUUGUUUACAAUGAAGUUAGUUUAACGGGUGACAGCAAUCCCCAGUUGUACACCGCUCUGGUCCCAGCUACUCAAUCACCGAGGCGGGCCGAUCUCUGUUCAACAGUCAAGCCUUAGACGGGCGUGAGGAAACAGAAGAGAGCGGGUGUUUCUUAUUGACUGUAAUCUGUAAAAAAGCAAUAGCUGUUGGCUGUAUCCUACUUAUAGAUCUCUCUGCACAAUGUAUGCAUCCAUCUAUCUAAAUAUUGUACCUAUGUCUUAAUCACUCUAUCUGUCGAUUCCUGUAUCUAUCUGCAUAAGUUAUUAAUAUUAAAGUGUAUAUAUAUUUAUCCA
Messenger RNA from Hypanus sabinus (Atlantic stingray), 13328 nucleotides. It is a transcript of the gene ttll7, whose product is annotated as tubulin tyrosine ligase-like family, member 7. Gene Ontology annotation, cellular component: cilium. The transcript has 23 exons. The record is from RefSeq and is a predicted model, not a curated record. Gene Ontology annotation, molecular function: tubulin binding; tubulin-glutamic acid ligase activity. Lineage: Eukaryota; Metazoa; Chordata; Chondrichthyes; Myliobatiformes; Dasyatidae. Gene Ontology annotation, biological process: microtubule cytoskeleton organization; protein polyglutamylation. The coding region runs from base 467 to 3316 and encodes 949 amino acids.